AUGCAUUUGCUUCAGAACUUCCUUCUGCUUUGCACCACUGAUGAUGCCAAAAACUGGAUGCACUUUGCCGGUGCUAUUCAACUGGAAACUCCUCCAACCUUGGCAAAAGGAGAGCUCAUAUUUGCUGCCAGUCAGGCAUCUACUGAGAUGCAUAACAAAGCCAGAAGCAAAAGACAGGCCAAACAAGAUUACCCGUCAACAAUGGCAGCGAUGCUGGUUGAGAGGGACAAUGCGCCAGGCGAGGUUUACUUCAGCAGCUCCGUUAGAGGAUCAGGCGUGAAACAGUUAUACUCCGGCAAAAUUGACGACCGAGCUACAGUCGACUCCCCCGAAAGGAGGAUGGAGGAGAAAUUCGGUGAGAAGAAACACCUCUACGGCGGCAGUUGUGGCGAGUAUGGCGCCUUGCGAGAGUACGACCGUCUCAACCGCGAUCCUGAUUCUUCGACUUUUAAAUGGCCCGACGAGAGUAAAACUACUUUUGUUGCGUGGUUCAAGGGGAAAGUUGUGCCUCCAUGUGGAGGCGAAAAAUGUUCGGAGGAGCAGUUCGGGUGUGCUGAAUUUCUUCAAGCGACCGGAUUCAGGAAUGUAAUCCUCGACGGGGAGCCAGAUGGCAGCACAUGGAGCCAGUGGAAAUUCUCUCAGCUCCAGCCCAUCAAAGACCGUGCUCCUCCUAUCAAGGAUGCAUCUGCUCAGAAUGCACCCGCUACGGACACCUCAUGCUCGACAACUUCAAACUCUCCUUCAUCAGGCAAUUCAAAGCGGUCUAUCAAAGCCAAGUCCUGCACUCGACCAUCUAAAGCACCCAAGGCAGUUACAAAAGGCGGCAAAACUAAGACGACUGUCACAAACAAGACUGUGCAAAAGAAGACUGACACAAGAAAGGAUACGCAGAAAAAGAACGGUCCAAGUAAGAGCGUGCAGAAGAAGAAUGAUCGAGACGCUGCCGUGAAUGGCGGCAAAGGGAACGCUGCAAAGGGUUCAAACUCUAAGAUAACUCCCGGUAAGGCCACAAAAGGGCAAAAGAAUCUUGGGUUUGCUCAGCGACGCGCUAUGAAGAUGUUA
Molecule: messenger RNA, 1062 nt
Organism: Pyricularia grisea
Lineage: Eukaryota; Fungi; Ascomycota; Sordariomycetes; Magnaporthales; Pyriculariaceae
Exons: 3
Source: RefSeq, a predicted model, not a curated record